AUGGCCACAAAGGGAACAGAUGAAGUAUUCCAGGCUCUGGAAGAUAACCAGGUGACACUCUCUGUAAUAAAAGCAUCUCGUUUCGUCAAGGCAUUUGAAAAGGAAGUUGACCACUGGGAACGCUGUCUCUCUCUGGUGCUGGAAGUCAUUGAAAUGAUCCUCACAGUGCAAAGACAGUGGAUGUAUCUAGAGAACAUCUUUCUGGCAGAUGACAUACGUAAGCAGUUGGUUCGUGAGACAGCAGAGUUCGAUGCCGUCACCUCCAGUUGGAAGAUCAUCAUGGAACGACUCGACAAGGACAAAAAUGCUCUCAGGGGAACACACCACCCAGGUCUUCUAGAGAAGCUGUCAGAAAUGAACACUAAGUUAGAGGAGAUUCAGAAGUCUCUGGACAUGUACCUGGAGACCAAACGGCAGAUCUUUCCUCGUUUUUACUUUCUGUCUAACGAUGACCUGCUGGAGAUCCUGGGCCAGUCCCGCAACCCAGAGGCUGUGCAGCCACACCUCAAGAAGUGCUUUGACAACAUUAAAAGUCUCCGCAUCAACAAGGUCGGGACUGGUAACAAGUCAGAGGCCAGUGGGAUGUUCUCAGCUGAUGGGGAGUUUGUUGACUUCACUCAUCCUGUUCUUCUGGAGGGGCCAGUGGAGGCAUGGUUGUGUGAUGUUGAGCGAACCAUGCGCUGGACUCUGAAGGACUCCCUGAGGAAUUGCUCCAUGGCUCUCAAGAAGAUGCCAGGGAAAAGGGGCAAAUGGGUGCGAGACUGGCCAGGACAGAUGUUGAUCACAGCCAGUCAAAUCCAGUGGACCACAGAUGUCACCAGAGCCCUUAUGACCAGCAAAGAGAGAGCAGAUAAAUCUGCCCUUAAAUCACUGAAAAAGAAACAGGUGUCCAUGCUCAAUCAAUACUCUGAAGCCAUACGAGGGAACUUAACCAAGAUUCUACGCUUGAAGAUUGUCGCUCUUGUCACGGUGGAGGUCCACGCCCGUGAUGUCAUCAGCAAGCUGGCAAAAGGGGGCUGUUGUGAUGUCAACGCAUUUGACUGGCUGUGCCAACUCCGCCUUUACUGGGAGAAGGAUGUGGACGAUUGCAUCAUCAGACAGACCAACACACACUUUCGCUAUGGCUACGAGUACCUGGGCAACUCUGGUCGUCUGGUCAUCACCCCUCUCACAGACAGGUGCUACAUGACUUUGACCACAGCACUUCAUCUGCACCGAGGUGGUUCUCCCAAAGGCCCUGCUGGAACUGGGAAGACGGAGACUGUUAAAGAUCUGGGUAAAUCUUUGGGCAUGUAUGUGAUAGUGGUUAACUGCUCAGAGGGUCUGGACUUCAAAUCUAUGGGCCGCAUGUACUCUGGCCUGGCUCAGACAGGCGCAUGGGGAUGUUUUGAUGAGUUUAACCGUAUAAACAUUGAGGUGCUGUCCGUGGUGGCUCAGCAGAUUCUGUCGAUCCUGUCUGCUCUGUCUGCGGGACUCAAUAAUUUCAGCUUUGAGGGCAGACAGAUCAACUUGAUCUGGUCUUGCGGGAUCUUCAUCACCAUGAACCCAGGUUACGCCGGCCGAACAGAGUUGCCUGAUAAUUUGAAGUCCAUGUUUCGGCCAAUCUCUAUGGUGGUGCCAGAUUCCACCCUUAUAGCUGAGAUCACCCUUUUUGCAGAGGGUUUCAAUAACUGCAAGGUAUUGGCUAAGAAGGUCUUCACACUGUAUUCUCUGGCAGUGCAGCAGUUGUCUAAACAGGACCACUAUGACUUUGGCCUGCGAGCUCUCACUUCUCUGCUUCGCUAUGCUGGAAAGAAGCGCAGAGCUCGGCCUGACAUUGUCGAUGAAGAGAUCCUGCUGAUGUCUAUGAAGGACAUGAACAUCGCUAAACUAAGCUCCAUCGAUCUGCCACUGUUUAAUGGGAUCAUCCAGGAUCUCUUCCCUGCCGUGGAGACACCCACUAUCGACUAUGGAAAGUUAAAAGAAGCUGUAGAGGCAGAACUUCGACUGAGCGGCUUACAGGUGAUUCCCUUCACCGUGACCAAGGUGAUUCAACUGUACGAGACCAAAAACUCCAGGCACUCUACAAUGAUUGUAGGAAAGACGGGCAGCGGCAAAACGGUCACAUGGAGAACCCUUCAGAACACCCUCAGCACCUUGCACCGCAAUGGAGAACCAGGAUUCAACCUCAUACGCGAGUGUCCCUUAAACCCAAAGGCAGUGAGUCUGGGAGAGCUGUACGGUGAAUACAACCUUUCCACCAAUGAGUGGACAGACGGCGUCCUCUCCUCACUAAUGAGGAUGGCCUGUGCAGAUGAGAAGCCUGAUGAGAAGUGGAUUGUGUUUGACGGGCCAGUGGACACGCUGUGGAUCGAGAGCAUGAACUCUGUAAUGGACGACAACAAAGUCCUCACACUCAUCAACGGAGAGAGAAUCUCCAUGCCCGAACAGGUCUCAUUACUGUUUGAAGUGGAGGAUCUGUCAGUGGCGUCUCCUGCCACUGUGUCUCGCUGUGGGAUGGUUUACAGCGACUACUCUGACUUGGGCUGGAAGCCUUAUGUUCAGUCCUGGAUGGAAAAGCGGCAGAAGGUUGAAACAGACCUCCUCUGGCAGCUUUUUGAGCGCUACAUAGACAAUACUCUCGCUUUUAAGAAGACUCACUGUAAGGAGCUAGUGGCCAUCACUGAGCUGAAUGGAGUGGCGUCGCUCUGUAGACUUUACCACUCUCUGGCAACUGCAGAAAAUGGGGUGAAACCAGCUGACUCUGAAAACUAUGGUCGGAUGGUGGAGCUCUGGUUCAUCUUCAGUCUCAUAUGGUCAGUGUGUGCUUCAGUAGACGAGGAAGGACGAAAGAAGAUUGACACCUUCCUACGGGAAAUUGAGGGAAGUUUCCCUAACAAGGACACCAUCUACGAGUACUACGUGGACACCAAGAACAAAACGUGGGCGUCAUUUGAGGACAAGCUGCCCAAGGGCUGGCGCUACGCCUCCAAUGCUCCGUUCUAUAAGAUCAUGGUCCCCACUGUGGACACGGUGCGCUAUCAUUACCUGGUCAAGGCUCUGGUGUCCACUCAGCAUCCAGUGCUCCUGACGGGUCCAGUGGGGACUGGGAAGACGUCAGUGGCCCAGAGUGUCCUGCAGAGCCUGGACAACAUCACAUGGGCCACGCUCACCGUCAACAUGUCCUCACAGACUAGCUCUAAUAACGUGCAGGAGAUCAUUGAGUCUCGGGUGGAAAAGAGGAUUAAAGGUGUCUACGUUCCAGUGGGAGGGAAAAAGAUGGUGGUUUUCCUGGAUGAUCUCAACAUGCCCGCCGUGGAUAACUUCGGCUCCCAGCCACCUCUGGAGCUGCUCCGCCUCUGGAUUGACUACGGCUUUUGGUAUGACCGUCAGAAACAGACCCUCAAAUACAUCAAGGACCUUUUCCUACUGGGUUCGAUGGGGCCCCCUGGUGGAGGGAGGACUCACAUAUCAGGACGCCUACAGAGCCGAUUUAACCUGAUCAACAUGACUUUCCCUACAGAGUCUCAGAUAAAGCGCAUCUAUGGGACCAUGAUCAGUCAGAAGCUGCAGGAGUUUGAGGAGGAGGUGAAGCCCAUCGGGGGGAUUCUGACUCAGGCCACCCUGGAGCUCUACCAUGCCAUCACCUCCCGCUUCUUACCCACGCCUGCAAAAAUACAUUAUCUCUUCAACCUCAGAGACAUCUCCAAGGUGUUCCAGGGUCUGUUGCGAGCGCACAAAGACUUCCACGACACCAAACAGAGCAUCACACGCCUCUGGAUUCAUGAGUGCUUCAGGGUCUUCUCCGAUCGAUUGGUGGAUCAUGCAGACAUGGAGACGUUUGUGGGAGUUUUGUCAGAAAAACUGGCUUCUCAUUUUGAUGUGCCCUUCCACACCAUCUGCCCCAACAAACAGCCCCCUCUGUUUGGUGAUUUCCUGAGGGAGCCACAAAUAUAUGAGGACCUGCUGGACUUUAAAGCUCUGAAGGUUCAUAUGGAGAACCAGCUGGAGGACUACAACCUCACGCCUGGUGUGGUGCCCAUGAGCCUGGUGCUCUUUAGAGAUGCUAUAGAUCAUGUCACACGUUUGGUGCGAGUGAUCAGUCAGCUCAGAGGGAACAUGUUGCUGGUUGGCAUCGGUGGCUCAGGGAGGCAGAGUUUAACCAGACUGGCUGCUUACAUCUGUAGGUUUACGGUUUUCCAGGUGGAGGUCACCAAACAGUACCGCAAACAGGAGUUCAGAGAGGAUAUUAAAAAGCUCUAUCGGCUGACAGGAGUGGAAAACAAGCCCACUGUGUUCCUGUUUAAUGACACACAGAUCGUGGACGAGUCCUUCCUUGAAGACAUUAACAACAUCUUGAGCUCUGGGGAGGUGCCCAAUCUCUAUAAAGCAGACGAGCUCGAUGAGAUCCAGAGCGCUCUGUCAGACUCCGCCAGGAAGGACAAUAUCCUGGAGACACCAGACGCCAUGUUUAACUACCUGAUAGAGCGCGUCAGGAACAACCUGCACAUUGUGUUGUGCAUGAGCCCUGUAGGAGAUCCUUUCAGGAAUCGUAUUCGUCAGUACCCAGCACUGGUCAACUGCACAACAAUAGACUGGUUUUCUGAAUGGCCACGCGACGCUUUGUUGGAAGUGGCAGAAAGAUGUUUGGAUGGACUGUCUCUUGGGAGCGAUGAUGGGAUCCAGACUAAAGUUGCCAGUAUCUUCGUCACCGUGCACCAGUCUGUGGCCCAGUUCUCUCACAGGAUGAAAGUAGAGCUGAAGAGACACAAUUACGUCACACCAACCAACUACCUGGAGCUCGUUUCUGGAUACAAGAAGCUGUUGUCUGAGAAGCGCGAUGAGCUUGGAGAGCAGGUGUCGAAGUUGAGGAACGGCUUGUUUAAGAUUGAUGACACACGCACUAAGGUAGAGGCCAUGUCUGUGGAGCUGGAGGAGGCCAAGAAGAAAGUCGCCGAGUUCCAGAAACAGUGUGAGGAAUAUCUGGUUGUCAUCGUGCAGCAGAAGAGAGAGGCUGAUGAACAGCAGAAGGCGGUGGGCGCUCACAGUGAGAAAAUAGAAGCAGAAGAAAUCAAGUGUAAGGCCAUGGCUGAGAAUGCUCAGAGAGACCUAGAUGAAGCACUUCCUGCUCUGGAGGAAGCCAUGAAGGCGCUGGAGUCGCUGAAUAAGAAAGACAUGACGGAGAUCAAGUCUUAUGGCAGACCUCCAGCUCUUGUGGAAACCGUGAUGCAGGCAGUCAUGAUCCUCAGAGGAUGUGAACCAACUUGGGCGGAGGCCAAGAGACAACUGGGAGAGGGCAACUUCAUUAAGCAGUUGGUGAAUUUUGAUAAGGACAACAUCUCUGACCGUGUGCUGAAGACCAUUGGACAGUACUGCACACAGCCUGACUUCCAGCCCGAGAUCAUCGGACGUGUCUCACUUGCUGCAAAGUCCCUCUGCAUGUGGGUCAGGGCCAUGGAGGUUUAUGGCCGUAUCUUCAGGGUGGUUGAGCCGAAGAGAGCCAGGCUGCAUGGAGCAAUGACUCAGCUGGCUGAGAAACAGGCUGCACUGGCUGAAGCCCAGGGCAAACUCAGAGAAGUAGGAGAGAAACUUGAUCAUUUAAAAAGGCAAUAUGAUGAAAAGCUGGCCCAGAAAGAAGAGUUAAGAAGGAAAUCUGAGGACAUGGAGCUCAAACUGGACCGAGCUGGCAAGUUGGUGUCUGGACUGGCUGGAGAAAGAGUUCGCUGGAAGGAGACAGUAGAUGGUCUGGAGAAGAACAUGUCCUGUUUGGUGGGAGACUGUCUGCUGGCUGCUGCCUUCCUGUCCUACAUGGGACCUUUCCUGUCCAACUACAGAGAUGAGCUGGUCACAGAUAUCUGGAUGAAACAGGUGAGAGAAUUGGAGGUGCCGUGUUCUCCGGGGUUCAGUUUUGCGGUGUUCCUGUCUAAACCCACAGCAGUGCGCGAAUGGAAUAUCCAAGGCCUCCCGUCUGAUGCCUUCUCCACUGAGAACGGAGUCAUCGUCACCCGUGGCAACCGAUGGCCACUAAUGGUGGAUCCUCAAGGACAAGCGCUAAAGUGGAUUAAGAACAUGGAGUUCAAACAAGGCUUGAAAGUAAUAGAUCUGCAGAUGCCAGAUUUUUUGCGGAUCCUGGAGAAUGCGGUGCAGUUUGGUUCUCCAGUGCUCUUGCAAAAUGUACAAGAGGAACUAGAUCCUUCACUGGCCCCCAUACUCAACAAGUCGCUUACAAGAGUUGGUGGCCGUUUCUUGUUAAAGCUGGGAGACAAAGAAAUAGAAUACAGCCCUGAAUUCCGUUUUUACAUGACCACUAAACUGUCCAAUCCACAUUACACUCCUGAGAUCUCUUCUAAAACCACCAUCGUCAACUUUGCUGUUAAAGAACAGGGUCUGGAGGCUCAGCUGCUUGGGAUCGUGGUGAGGAAGGAGCGUCCAGAGCUGGAGGAACAGAAGGACUCUCUGGUGAUCAACAUCGCCUCUGGCAAGAGGAAACUGCAGGAGCUGGAGGAUGAGAUCCUGCGGUUGCUGAACGAGGCGACCGGCUCGCUGCUGGAUGACGUUCAGCUGGUGAAUACCUUGCAGACCUCCAAAGUCACGGCCACAGAGGUCGCGGAACAACUAGAGAUCAGCGAACUGACCGAGAGCCAAAUCGAUACAGCCAGAGAGGCCUACCGCCCCUGUGCCCAGAGGGCGUCCAUCCUGUUCUUUGUACUGAAUGAUCUGGGCUGUAUAGACCCCAUGUAUCAGUUCUCUCUGGACGCUUACAUCAACCUGUUCAUCCUGAGCAUAGAGAGCAGCCCCCGCAGCCACAAACUGGAGGAGAGGAUAAACAAUCUCAACAGACACCACACUUAUGCUGUCUACAGAUACACCUGUCGAGGACUGUUUGAGUGUCACAAGUUGCUGUUCAGUUUCCACAUGUGUGCCAAGAUCCUGGAGGCAUCUGGGAAGCUCAACAUGGAUGAAUACAACUUCUUCCUCCGGGGGGGAUUGGUUCUAGAUACAAAGAAACAGAUGGAUAACCCCUGCUCUCACUGGCUGUCGGACUCUAACUGGGACAACAUAACUGAACUGGAUAAACUGACUAAUUUCCAUGAACUCAUGGCCUCGUUUGAGCAGUACCCUCGAGACUGGCACCACUGGUACACCAAUCCAGAACCAGAGAAAGCACCACUUCCUGGAGAAUGGGAAAACAGCUGCAAUGAGCUGCAGAAGAUGCUGAUUGUAAGAUCUCUCCGACAGGAUCGCGUCUCUCUCUGCGUCACUGCUUUCGUCAUCAACAACCUGGGCUCUCAGUUCGUAGAGCCACCCAUCCUUGAUAUGAAGGCUGUUGUAGCAGACAGCACCACGAGGACUCCUCUGAUCUUUGUGCUGUCUCCUGGUGUGGACCCAACGGCAGCCCUGCUUCAGCUGGCAGAGACGUCAGGCAUGGGUCAGCGCUUCUUUGCCCUCUCGCUGGGUCAAGGCCAGGCACCCAUCGCCACCCGGCUGAUCAAAGAGGGAGUCGCAAACGGUCAUUGGGUGUUUCUGGCUAAUUGUCACCUGUCUCUCUCUUGGAUGUGUGAGCUGGAUAAGUUGGUAGAUGAGUUACAAGUCCAGGAAUGUCAUCCAGAUUUCCGGCUGUGGUUGAGCUCCUCCCCUCACCCAGAAUUCCCCAUCGCCAUCCUGCAGACAGGCAUCAAAAUCACUACUGAGCCUCCCAGGGGGGUGAAGUGGAAUAUGAAGCGUCUCUAUCAGCGGGUGUCUGAGACUCAGUUCCUGCGCUGCUCUCGGCCGCUGCUGUAUCGAAAGCUGCUCUUCAGUCUCUGCUUCUUUCACAGCGUCAUACUGGAGAGGAGGAAGUUCCUGCAGCUUGGUUGGAACAUCAUAUACAGUUUCAACGACUCUGACUUUGAGGUGAGUGAGAAUCUUCUGAGUCUUUAUCUGGAUGAGUAUGAGGAAAUCCCCUGGGACGCUCUCAAGUUCCUCAUCGCUGGCAUUAACUAUGGAGGACAUGUGACUGACGACUGGGACCGGCGUCUGCUCACCACUUACAUCAACCAAUACUUCUGUCCUGCUGUUAUCGAUACACCCUUCUUCAAGGUCUCCUCCUUGGUCUCCUACUAUGUUCCUCGUGAUGGACCUCAAUCCUCAUAUGUGGACUACAUCAGUCAGCUGCCUGCACUAGAGCACCCAGAACUUUUCGGACAGCACCCUAAUGCUGACAUUGCCAGCCAGAUCACGGAGGCUCGAACCCUGUUCCACACAUUGCUGUCUCUCCAGCCGCAGGUCACCAGCACAGACACCACCAGCGCUGGAGCCAGCAGAGAAGACAAGGUGCUGGAACUUUCUGCUGAUGUUCUGCAAAAGAUCCCUGCUGAGAUUGACUAUGAAGGCACUAGGAAGUUGCUAAAGGAUGAUGUUUCACCUCUGAAUGUGGUUUUGCUGCAGGAGAUCCAGAGAUACAACACACUGCUGCACACCAUCAGAUUGUCUCUCUUAGAGCUGGAGAAGGGCAUUAAAGGUCUGGUUGUGAUGUCCAGCAGUCUAGAGGAGACUUUUAACUGUAUCCAUGAUGCCCGUGUUCCUCCUCUGUGGGAGAAGGCGUACCCGUCUCUGAAGCCCUUGGCGUCGUGGACGCGGGACCUGUGCCAGCGCGUGGAGCAGUUUGCUCGCUGGGCGGAAACUGCUCGCCCUCCUGUCCUCUUCUGGCUGUCUGGAUUUACCUUCCCUACGGGCUUCCUCACCGCUGUGCUGCAGAGCUCUGCACGGCAGAAUAACGUAUCUGUAGACACUCUUUCCUGGGAGUUCAGUGUCACCACAGUAGAGGACAACAAUCUGCUUUUCCCUCCCAAGGAUGGAGUGCUCAUCCAGGGUCUGUUUCUGGAAGGCGCAGGCUGGGAUAAGAAAGCUUCCUGUCUGGUUGAGGCAGAGCCCAUGCAGCUGGUCUGCCCAAUGCCCACCAUCCACUUCAAACCAGUGGAGAGCCGCAAGAGAUUGGCCAAGAAUAUGUACUCAUGUCCCUGUUACUACUAUCCAGUGCGCUCGGGCAGUUCUGGUCGUCAGUCAUUCGUGGUGGCAGUCGAUCUGAAGUCUGGAGCUGUGCCUUAUGAUCACUGGAUCAAAAGAGGAACCGCUCUGCUCAUGAGCCUUGAUAACUAAACACACACACACACACACACUCACACUUACAGUGACACUUGAUUAACUGUCUAAUUUUAUCCUGAGAUCUUGUUACCUCUUCUGCAUUUGAUUUAAAAAGAGAACUGAAUAUGCAAUCACAAAUGUGCUAUCAAUUGAUGUUUUAUGAACUUGUGGUGUUGUAAAUUCAUUGGAAAAAAGGUUUAAUAAAACAGCUCAGAGGUUUCACAUUCA
Messenger RNA from Danio rerio (zebrafish), 9330 nucleotides. The record is from RefSeq and is a predicted model, not a curated record. Lineage: Eukaryota; Metazoa; Chordata; Actinopteri; Cypriniformes; Danionidae.